AUGCAAGGAGUUCGGGAGGAAAGAUUCAUUCUGGGAAGCGGUGAAGGUGGACUGUGGAAGCAAGAACGGACUGGAAUUGCCUCCAAAGACAAAGCAAAAGUGGAGACAGGAGGAUGUCACCCCCCUCUCGGCCAAUGGGAGGCCUUCCUUCCUGCUCCUGGAUGUGAAGCUGCUUCCUCUCUGGAGGAUUCCUUCUGGAAGCUUCUCCUGCAGGAAAGGAAGGAGGAAUUCUUCCUGACCAAUCCACCUUUUUGUGUCACAGGCUCCCCGUAUUAUGACAACGUCAGACCGCUUUCAUAUCCAGACUCCGACGCCGUCAUCAUAUGCUUUGACAUCAGCAGACCAGAGACCCUGGACAGUGUCCUAAAGAAGUGGAAAGGGGAGAUCCAGGAAUUCUGUCCCAACACAAAGAUGCUGCUCGUCGGAUGCAAGUCAGACCUUAGAACGGACCUCACAACUUUGGUGGAGCUGUCUAAUCACAGACAGACACCGGUGUCAUAUGAUCAGGGUUCAGCUAUGGCUAAGCAGAUAUCUGCACCUUAUAUCGAAUGCUCCGCAGUGCAGUCAGAAAACAGCGUGCGGGACAUUUUCCAUGUCGCAACAUUGGCUUGCGUAAAUAAGAACAACAAAAACAUCAAGCGCAACAAAUCGGCACGCUCCACCAAACGCAUCUCGCAUAUGCCCAGUCGACCAGACCUAGCUGCCGUGGCAACAGACCUACGCAAAGACAAAGCAAAGAGUUGCACGGUAAUGUAAUGCAAGGAGUUCGGGAGGAAAGAUUCAUUCUGGGAAGCGGUGAAGGUGGACUGUGGAAGCAAGAACGGACUGGAAUUGCCUCCAAAGACAAAGCAAAAGUGGAGAGUGGGAGUGUUUGCUCGAUGUUUGAGGGAUGCACUUCUUGUUGCCAGAACUCGACAAGCAUAUGGACGUAAACCCAUAUUAAGGCCCCAACCACCUCUCCUAAACUUAUCCACUCAGCAGGAGGAUGUCACCCCCCUCUCGGCCAAUGGGAGGCCUUCCUUCCUGCUCCUGGAUGUGAAGCUGCUUCCUCUCUGGAGGAUUCCUUCUGGAAGCUUCUCCUGCAGGAAAGGAAGGAGGAAGUAGAAUCACAUAACCAUUGAGUCCAGAGUUCCGCUGAGCUUUGCCUCACAGCUAUUUUUAAAAGAUGCACGUUAUGGUUGGUAUUAACAGUCAUAUGACGGAACAGUGAAGGGGAAGAUGACUUCCAAAAUGGCGGAAUUUUUGGAUAAGGACAACUCUCGUU
Molecule: messenger RNA, 1264 nt
Organism: Sinocyclocheilus anshuiensis
Lineage: Eukaryota; Metazoa; Chordata; Actinopteri; Cypriniformes; Cyprinidae
Product: rho-related GTP-binding protein RhoE-like
Exons: 5
Coding region: 1-756 (251 amino acids)
Biological process (GO): small GTPase-mediated signal transduction
Molecular function (GO): GTP binding; GTPase activity
Source: RefSeq, a predicted model, not a curated record